AUGAAUAUCAAGGAUAGAACUACUGAGUUCCAACAGAGUGUUCUUUCGUACAAGAAGCAAUACAAAAUUGCUAACCAACAAAUAGAAACGACCAAUAAUGAAUCUAAUAGAAAAGAUGCGUCAGAAUUUCAGAAAAGAGCAUCUGGGAUUGCCCAUGAGAUAUCUGGCACAGCUCAAUUAUUGUCAAAGUUGGCUAUCUUAGCUAAAAGGAAACCUAUGUUUAAUGACAAUCCUGUUGAAAUUGCCGAAUUAUCAUUUCUAAUUAAAAGGAAAAUAUAUGCUAUCGAACAGAAUCUUGUUGAUCUAAGUAAGCAUCAAAGAUCUAAUGGGAGUCAAAAUGCAAAUAAUAAUGUAGAUGGUAGAAAUGGUAAUGUUCAACAUUCUAAGAACGUUAUGAAUUUGUUAAAUACAAAGAUGAAGAAUAUAUCAGGGGAUUUUAAGGAUGUAUUGGAGGCAAGACAGAGAUUAGAGAUCGCUAAUAAAGAUAGAUGGGAGAAAAUAUCAUCAGAGGCAAAUAGCGACUCUCAUAUGGGUAAUAAUAGUGGUAAUAAUGUUAACAGUCAAGCAAAUAAUGUCGCAAUGUAUAAUAGCUCAAAUCCAUUCUUAUCGACGUUGAUGGAUGAAGACUCGGCUAAAGACAGUAAAGAUAGUGGGAAGCUAAUGACUCUUCCACAUGAUUCGCAAUCAUUGUUAUUACAAAUGGAGGAAGGUACAAUGGAUAACAACGUAUAUUUACAAGAAAGAGAUAGGGCAAUGGAAACUAUUGAAUCCACAAUUCAAGAAGUUGGUGGACUUUUCCAACAAUUAGCCUCGAUGGUGCAAGAACAAGGUGAAGUAAUCCAAAGAAUUGAUGAUAAUGUCAAUGAAAUCGAUAUAAAUAUUACAGGUGCACAAAGAGAAUUAUUGAAAUAUUUUGAUAGAAUUAAAAGUAAUAGAUGGUUGAGUGUUAAAAUAUUUUUCAUCAUAUUUGUAUUUUUCUUAAUAUGGGUAUUAGUCAAUUGA
This is a messenger RNA of Vanderwaltozyma polyspora DSM 70294, 1002 nucleotides long. It is a transcript of the gene SED5, whose product is annotated as t-SNARE syntaxin. Gene Ontology annotation, cellular component: SNARE complex; Golgi membrane; endomembrane system. Gene Ontology annotation, biological process: endoplasmic reticulum to Golgi vesicle-mediated transport; vesicle fusion; intracellular protein transport. The record is from RefSeq and is a predicted model, not a curated record. The transcript has a single exon. Gene Ontology annotation, molecular function: SNAP receptor activity; SNARE binding. Lineage: Eukaryota; Fungi; Ascomycota; Saccharomycetes; Saccharomycetales; Saccharomycetaceae. Bases 1 to 1002 code for a protein of 333 amino acids.